AAAUUAUUAAAAAAAGGACAACCAGAUCAGGGUUAUAAAUUAUUGGGAAAAAUCUAUUUUGAAAAAGCAAGCUUACAAGGAAGUAAUGAAGCAAAAGAUUUAUUAUCCGAAAUUAAGGAUUAA
Dentiscutata erythropus is the source of this 123-nucleotide messenger RNA. Lineage: Eukaryota; Fungi; Glomeromycota; Glomeromycetes; Diversisporales; Gigasporaceae. The record is from the annotation of a GenBank genome assembly.